Messenger RNA from Amblyraja radiata (thorny skate), 3006 nucleotides. Its product is annotated as Krueppel-like factor 1. Gene Ontology annotation, molecular function: RNA polymerase II cis-regulatory region sequence-specific DNA binding; DNA-binding transcription factor activity, RNA polymerase II-specific. Gene Ontology annotation, biological process: regulation of transcription by RNA polymerase II. The transcript is spliced from 3 exons. Lineage: Eukaryota; Metazoa; Chordata; Chondrichthyes; Rajiformes; Rajidae. Bases 120 to 1391 code for a protein of 423 amino acids. The record is from RefSeq and is a predicted model, not a curated record.
UAUUAAUGAGGGAGGAGUCGAGUCCCUGUUGAACAUUUGGUAAAGUAGAGGCAACCUGUUAGAGACUGAGAAGUUAAAGUGAGUGAGUGAGUGAGCGGCGGGGCUAACCUGGAAUUACUAUGGCCCUUGCAGAAACAGUCCUGCCUUCAAUCAGCUCAUUCGCCAACCCCGUCAACUUCCAGGAGAAACAGGACGAGAUCAUUAAGUGGUGGGAAGUGGAGGACAACUCAACCAAGCUGAACGCCACCAGUGGCAGGAUCUCAGUUGGAGUUGGGUCCAGGCCCCUUCUUGCACCCGACCAGAUCAAACGAGAAGAUGAGGACUUCAGUUCCUUAUUGGACCUGGAUCUCUUCCUGUCGGAUCUAUCCGGCGCUGAGCAUGACGCCAACACGCCCGUGCCCCCCAGGUACCCACUGGCACAGGUACCGGACAGCCACAGCGGCAAAUUUAAGAGGGAAGCCCACCAGUCCGCAGAGUGGAGCAGCUCGGACCCUCCGGGCACCAGCCUGGUGGCUGAACUCAUGUCCGCGGAUGUCCAAACAAGUCAGCUGAGACCAAGCGCCCAGGUCAACGGUAUUGACCUACGCUGUAAAACUUACACCACCCUGGGAAGCGCGGACCAGGGACCUUCAUCUCCGCUGCUGGAGAAGCUGGGGGCAUGCCCGCCAAUGCCAACGGGAGAUGGUGGCCAUAAGCAAGGCCGCCUGGCGCCAAGUUCCUCCAACACCGAGCAGAAGCCCAUCUUGCUACCGAGGGGCCUCCUUGGCCGCCAGUUCUAUCCCCAGGUGGGGACAACAUCUCCAGCAGAUCUGAGGUCGCUCCCGAGGAGCCAGCAGAUGUCCCAGUACCAGCUGCCCGACUAUUACCGGCACCAGCACCACCUUCACCAGCCGGGGCCACUCAAUUACCAGGUGCUGUCCCGAUACCCCUCGUACUACCCGCAGCAGCCUGCACCCCAGUACCAGGGCCAGAUCCACUUCUGUACGUCUAACCUCAAGAGCCCCUUGCCCGGGCACGCCGCCGCCACCUUGUUGACCCCGUCCCCGCUCCCGGGCUCGGCGCCGUCUCCCGCCGAUGGCGAGGACCCCAAGCACAAGCGGACGCGGAAGACCUGGGCGAGGAAGAGAGUGGCCAGUCACGGCUGCGAGUACCCUGGCUGCGGGAAGGUGUACACCAAGAGCUCUCACCUGAAGGCUCACCUGCGCACUCACACAGGUGAGAAGCCGUACCAUUGCACCUGGGAAGGAUGUGGAUGGAAGUUUGCCCGCUCCGAUGAGCUGACCCGCCAUUACCGCAAGCACACGGGCCACCGACCCUUCCAAUGCCACCUGUGUGAACGAGCCUUCUCCCGCUCCGACCACCUGGCUCUUCACAUGAAGCGGCACAUGUGAACCACCCACCCCAGGGCUGGACCUGUCGCCCAUGGACAACCCCCCCCCACAAUGGUGACCUCCAUCUCCAUCUCCAUCUCCAACCAAGACCAUGGGACGCAGGAGGUCAAACGGUCAAACGGGAGACACAAAGCCCCAAAUUGGGUGGGUGAGGGGUGAGGGGUGGGGGGGAGGGUUUGGGGUGGGGGAAGAGAUGACCAGCUGGAAGGAAACGCAAGCGACUCCAAUCUUGUGCAAAUACAAAGUGCUGGAGAAACUCAGCGAGUCGGGCAGCAUCUUUAUCGGGAGAUACAGCGCGGAUACAGGCCCUUUGGCCCACCGAGUCCGAACCGACCAGCGGUCAUCCCUAUGCUGCACGCUAGGGACAAUUUACAACUUACCGAAGCUGAGUAACCUACAAACCUGCACGUGUGGGAGGAAACCGGAGCACCCGUAGAAAACCCACGUGGUCAUGGGGAGAAGGUCCAAACUUCAUGUAGAAAGCACCCGUAGUUGGGAUCGAACCUGGGACCCUGGUGCUGGAAGGCAGCAACCCUACCGCUGCGCCAUCGUGCCGCCCUCAAAGAGCAGUACAUCGGGUCGUUCGGUCCACCUCAUCCAUGCUGGCCAAGCUGCCAUUCUUGGGAAGCCCCAUUUGCAUGCAUUUGGCCUGUGUCCCCCGAAACACUGGAGGCAAAGUACAGACCACCAUUCGGGUUGGGACCCUACAUCUUGGUUAGCCUAAAACCCAAUGGUAUGAACAAUGAAUUCUCCAAUUUCAAAUAAUAUCCUUUCCACUCCCCCAACCCCAAUUUGCGCACAUUUCUUAGGAGGGAGAGAUAGAUCAGCCAUGAUUGGAUGGCGGAGUAGACUUGAUGGGCCGAAUGGUCUAAUUCUGCUCCUAUCACUAAUGAUCCCCGGUUGAGUCCACGCAUUGUUCCCAAUCUCACCUCUUCUCUUUCCGCCAAUCAAUGACCUCCUUACUGACCUUCCUGCACCCUCUCCCUGUCACUCCUAACUGUAGAUAUAAUAAGUGUUCAUAUUCUCAUCUCCUGACUUCUGACCUAAAGGACUACAUCCAUUGGGCAAACCAAUGACCUUUUACCCAGAGUUCAUAGGUUCUAGGAGCAGAAUACCACCAUUCGGCCCAUCAAGUCUACUCCACCGUCAUUGGGAGGUGGGGCGGGGGUGGGGCGGGGAACCGGAGCACCCGGAGGAAACCCACGCUGGCCACGGGGGGAGAACGUGCAAACUCCACACACCCAGACAGCGGCCGAGGUCAGGAUCGAACCUGGGUCCCCGGCGCUGCAAGGCAGCGACUGUACAACGACGGCUCCAGUCUGACGCCUUCUGUCCGAAAUUGAUCCCAUUUCCCUGUUUGUUCCUUCCCUUUGGGACUUAAUUGGGGAUUUAAUUUGCAGUUCCGUUGCUGACUGCACCUUGGUAUUUUCAACGCUCUGUCAGUGAGAAACAUUCACCUGUAUCCAUUGUAAAUAAGCAUCGCGUUCACAGGGCAAGCAGUGUAAAUAGAUUAUCCUGGAACAGUGAAUUCCUGUCUGAGUAGGGUGGGUGAUUAUUUUGUAUUUCUGACCCCCCCCUCGGUGGUGAAUCUGAAAUAAAGUAUUUUGGUUUUGUC